UUAUGCCUCAGGUUUUCGGCCCCAUGUAUGCUUAUUUCCCUUUGGCCCUGUAGCAACCGCCAUCCCAUAAACUAACCAACGCUGAAGGAGGUUGAUGGCAUCGCAAACUUUUGGAUCCUCAGCCGAAUGGGAGGACUGCAGUUUUCGUCUAUUUGAGAACCAGUCCACAGGCAAAUAUCGUCUUCUGACAUUGCUGGGGGGAAAUGCCGAUCAAAGAAAUGUUUCAAUAUCGGCGACAGAAUUAGUACCCGAAUAUGGCUAUCAUGAAAACCUACCCGUCAUCUACCUUCGAGCGGCGGGACAGGGAGCGUACUCUCCUGCCCCUAACCUACCCCGGGACAAGAACAUCAAAUCAAGUCGUAAGUCGUCGGUCAGCAGCAAUCCAGGAACAUCGCUCGCUACAUCUUUAUAUUACAAGUUCCUCAAUCUAAUUGAUAUGUUCAACUUCCAACAGGCCUUCAUGGGCGAAACAAUCGAGGCCGACGUCCAAAACAUCCGGUCCGUACGCUACACGCGUGGGUUUCUCUCCGGUGAGCACACCACCCACCGAGCGCGAAUCCAACUGUGGAAACCUUCCGCCACCGAACUCAGCGGCGGCACAUCUACUCACCGCAGCUCACUCGUGAUGAACGGCCGAGCACCGACCAUGCGCUCCACCGCACCAACAGAAGUAAUGCGAGUCAAGGCCACACGACUCGUCAUCUAUCUCGACGGAAUCAUCAUCAGCAUUUUUGUCACUGACGACCUGGUGCACGCCACCCCGGUCAACACUACCCGCACACUCCGCAUCAGACCCAGCUCGCACCGCACAUUCAACAAUCCCAGCUCGGUGAAAGCAUGUGUACUCGGUGACCCGAAACGGGAUCUUAUCGGCGGGUUUAGGCUGGACAAAGAGGGACUUGGCAUCGAGAGACAGGAUACAUUCGAGGACUUCAAGUGGUUCGAAAUUGAGUUCCAGACUGAGGCUGAGUGUCGGUGCUUCGGCGAGGACUUCUCGGCUGCACUGCAGCAGAGACGAAGGGAACGGUUGGUGGUCGAGGAGCUCAAGAAGAAGGCUGGACGGGGAGUUAAGGCUGGGGAGGCCGUCUGGUGACGACGGACGUUUUCGAGUCUGCAUGCAUUUUCUAACGGAUUUGUUUUUAAUUCAUGUUUGCCGCGGGCGCGGAAUGUAUAUAUAUCGGUCGUUGCAUGGUCUAAUUGAACUCGGAGAGAGAGACAGGAGUCUCGGUGUGAC
Messenger RNA from Tricharina praecox, 1234 nucleotides. RefSeq lists its product as uncharacterized. NCBI's taxonomy places the organism in Eukaryota, Fungi, Ascomycota, Pezizomycetes, Pezizales, Pyronemataceae. The transcript is spliced from 3 exons. The record is from RefSeq and is a predicted model, not a curated record. Bases 95 to 1093 code for a protein of 332 amino acids.